UCGUGAAGCAAGUUUGCGUGUAGAAGUUAUUUUAUCGAUUUCUGACGACAAUGAUGACAGCUACUGAGAUAGUAGAGCGGUAAAUCUAAUUAUUCGAUGCUGACAAAAUGAAACUCCUUUACGAUUUUAAUGAAUGCUGCCGAUAAAACUUUCAUCGAUGUUAACUGUCAACUCUUCUAAUCACUCUGGAAGCAGCCUACCAGAAACUUGAUUGUGACUUAAGUCAAACUUCUAUCCAACUCUGACGUGAAAUACUGGAGAAAUGUAUAUAGGCUUUGUAUGAAUAUGUAGACGACCGUUUUUGUUGUUUGUUUUUCUGCCGCCUACUCAGUGUCUGGAUAUCUACCUUAUCCUUCUGACGAAUGUUAUUUAUGAUUUAACAAGCAUGGGGAAUUACCAAAAUCAACAGAUACUGCCAGAAGUUAGUUUUGAAGAGAAGGGCAAAGAAUUGAAUGUACGAGGAAAAGUACGAUCUAUUACCGAUUACUUGCAGUACAUUCAAAGCAAGUCAAAGCGAAUAAACACUGAAUCCCAGAUAGCUCUACCAAUCCCAGAGACACUGUCACUCUACGAACGUCUCAAUGCUUCAUUCAACUCUUUGACUGAGAUCCAAUUGAACAUGCCAUUUAUAUUUCCACACCUGACUUACCUGGAUUUGAGCCACAACAAUCUCUAUUUCCUGCCUGAUACAAUGGGGCUCUUCCUACAUUUGGAAAUCCUCAUUCUACACCAUAACUAUCUCAAACAAAUUCCACACAGCAUGGUUCAACUUGACAAACUCUCCAAACUCGAUCUUUCCAACAACAUGUUGAUAACACUGCCCAAAUCUCUUGGAGAAAUGAAAUCACUGCAAAAACUAAAUAUUUCACAUAACAAGAUCCGGGAAUUACCCUUGUCUCUUAUUGAGUGCAGCUCUUUGCGGUUAAUUUUAGCUUGUGACAACCUGAUGGAAAAUCCACCACAAAACAUUUGUGAUCGAGGAUCAAAACCCAUUUUAGACUAUUUCAAGCAGAAGAGGCUUGAUGGUUUAUCUAAUCAAAAACCACCAAAAUCAAACUUUAAAUUUCCCAGGCAACAGUGGAACCAUUCACCAACUAAUGUUCCAAAUCCAGAUUCCCCCCAGAUGAAAUACAUUCAAAUGCAGACUCACACAACAUAUGUGCCAAGCCGGUUGAAAACACCUCUUCAUUUUCCACCAAAUUCCACCAAACUGGAUGCUCAUGUGUUGAGUGAUAAAAUUACAGGUCUCAUUUAUGGUGCUGCUGUAGGUGAUGCAAUUGGUCUGGCUGCACGCUGGAUGGAUCCUGAUGAAUGCCAGUUCUACUAUGAUAAAGAUCUGAAAUAUUGUAAUAUCCGCCAGGACAAACACCGAGUGUUUUGGUCACCUGGAGAUUGGACAUCGAAUUUUGAUACAAUGGUGUUAGUCCUGGAUUCACUAAUUGCUUGGGCUGGAGUAAUUGAUGAGCUGGAUUUCUCCAAACGUUUGAAAUAUUGGUCUAAACAUGGUUUUCCAGAGUUGAAUGAUACCAAAGGAACUGUUCCCAGUUUUACGAUCCAAGAGGUCCUCAAACAGCAGUCCUUUGAGGAUGACCCACAUUUAGCAGCUGAAGCUGUUUUACAAGAGGGCUAUCUUCAAGACCCCAUCAACUCUACAACAGAAAACUGCACUUUGGACCCUUGUCUAAUCACUCCACCAGAUGAAUAUUUCUUCAAUGACAACUCAGCUGUUGUCCGAGCUGCUAUCCUAGGUAUACCUUAUUUCUAUAAUCUGUCUGAAGUUGCCAACAAUUCUGUACGCAUAUGUCGCUCAUCUCACAAUCACCCAGAAUGCAUUGCUUCCUGUAUUGCCAUUACUGUUAUUAUUGCUUUACUGUUGCAAGGUUCUCAUGACUUGAACAAUAUGGGGUCUGUCCGAGCCUUAUUAAACACAUCUGCUUUCCAUGCCAAUCCAUAUUUAAAAACUGAUGAACAAAACAAUGAAUUUGAGUCUGUUUUAAGUGUUACAUCUUUAAAAAGUUUGAACAUUCGUGAGGAGAGAAAAAUGACACAUACUUAUAAACCUUUGGGAUGUGCUGCACUUGCUGUGAAAACCACAAAAGGAUACAGGGAAUUCAUCAGUGAUUUGGUUCUUGAAGGUGGAGACAGUGCAAGCAAUGCAUGUGUGGCAGGGGCCAUACUUGGUUGUCGCCUUGGUUACCUUCAACUUCCAAGUGAUUGGCUAACAGAACUUCUUCCCCAACAAGUCAGCUGGUUAAAUGUCAAAGUGAAUUCCUUACUUGACAUGUUGGGACUUCCAUAACUAUGUAACUGAGAUUUUUGGAGUAGUUAUGUGAUGCUCUCAGAGACAUUUGUUAUCAUAUUUCAUCUCAACAUCAUAAUCCUUACCGUCAUCAUUAUCACCAUUGUUCUCAUGAUUAUGAUCUCUGAGAUGUUCUAGAAUUUGAGUUCUGUGUCAAACAUAUUUGGCUGAAGAUGAUAGCAGAGAGGAUGAAGAAGUAGGAAGAGGCUAGAGGUGCAACUUAAUCAGAGAUUUCCCUCUAUCACAGUGUAUUUUCUUCAGUGUCAUGUGUCAGUGCAAAUUGUGUUUUAUGUGUGUGGAGAUUGAACAAGAGCUCGACUUCUACUUAAGAAUGGAAUGUUACUGAGCUCAGAUAUUUAUAUAAAUAUAUAUAUUUUCUGUACUGCUGAUCUACUUUAAAAAUGAGGUUGUGUCUGAAGAUUUAACACAUUGAAUAAACAAGCUCAAAAUCACAGAAUUUAAGAAAGAGAGUAUACAGUUUAACAGAUGUGUCCAGUGUGUGUUUGCCAGGAGAACCAGUUUAAAAAGUAUCUGGUGCUAUUGAAGCCAGUUUUAGACUUUUUUUAUUUAUUGGUUGGACCAAGCUGAAAGGUAUGGAAGUCAGGGAGAUAGUUCUGUGUUUAAAGAUUAGACAAAAUAGUUUUGGAGGUGAAGUAUAAUAGUAUAAGGAAAGAACAGGCAGAUAUUAAUGGGUCGGUAUUGUUGGUAAUGGGACUGGCAUAAAAUAACUGCUGCUCAUGAAAAUGAUGUUAAAUUGUUGCUAAUGAAAAUGAUGUUAAACUGUUGUUAAUGAAAGCAAUGUUAAACUGUUUGUAAUUGAAAAUUUUAUUAAACUGUUGGUAAAUUCAAGUGAUGGUAUUAAACUGUUGGUAAAUGAAAGGGUGGUUUGAAGUGUUGGGAUAAAACUUGUUUGAAACUUGUUAAAAAUUGUUAGUAACGGAACAAAUAAUUGUUGAUAAUGAAAUGAAAAUUGUUGAUGAUAAAACAUUUACCAACAAAACUGUUGGUAAGUGAACUUUUAAAACUAUAUAUAUGUGUAUGAAACUGUUGGCAAUAAGGCAGUUGCAAUUAAAUUGUUGGUAAACAAACUGAAGAUAAAAUUGUUAAAUUGUUAGAAAAUGUUUAUUUUUCUAAAACUAACAACAGAAAAAUUUAUAUUUUAAGAUGUUGGUAAUUGUCAAUAUAAUAACUAUCGUCAUUAUUUGUAUUGUUUAGUCAUCAUUAAAAGAUUGGUUUUCUUACAUCUUGGGCUUAUCUCUUUCUAAUCUGUAUUCACUGCAGUAAUUGAACUCAGCACUACUCGAUAACAAAAGAUGCUGUUCAUUGACAGCAUUCAGCUAGCUGUGUCACUUCACAAUGCCCCCUCCCACUUUUUUUUUCACAGCCAGAUGGCAUUAGCUCUUUGGGUGUGUAUUGGCAAGAGAUAACAUGUUGUCAUAGUAAUAGGCUAUCAAAUGCUGAAUAUAGAGCACAUAAAUGUCUGGUGUUGUUAAAUUUGACUAAAUACACUCAAAUCUGCUCAUACGAGUGGUGUGGCUGUAUGGUGAAGAAGUUUGCUUCCCAACCACAUGGUUUCAGGUUCAGUCCUGCAUGGCACCAUGGGCAACUGUUCUCUACUAUAGUCUCUGGCCAAGCAAAGCUUUGUGAGUGGUUUUGGUAGACUGAAACUAAAAGAAGUCCAUCAUAUAUAUAUGUGUGUGUGUGUGUCUAUGUCCAUUUGUGUACCCUUGUCUUGACAGUUGUGAGUUAACACUAUCAUACAAGCAUUGUCAUUGAUUUCCAAUAUUGUGCAAAUAUGUCCGACCCUUAGGGUAAGGGUUGGUGACUGGAAGAACAUCUGGUUGUAGAAAAUCUGCUCCAUCCAACCCAUGCAAGUAUGGAAAGUGGACGUUGAAAUGAUAAUAUUGUUGAAUCGUGCUUUUUGAGGCACAGAAACUGGUAGUUCUGGUCUGCAAUGGACCAUAUGGUGGCUCAUUCAAUUUCUGUUUGAGAACUAAAUAUGUGAGGCUUUCUUUACAUUUGCAUUUAACAGCGCCUCAUUCAGCAUGACAACAGUCAAAUUACUGAAACUAGUUCUAAAAUAACAUUCAAAUGUAAUUAAGCUAUCAUCAGGGAAUAGUUACAAGAAUAAAAAUUUAAAUAUCUAUAUUUUAAAUAAAUCAAAUUUCGUAUUUAAUUUUUUCACUAAAUUUCUUAUUUAUAGAAGUAAUAUUUUUAUUUUGAAUAUUUAUUAUUUUUUUUUUUUUGUGCUGAGAUGGUUGAACAAAUUGGUAUGAAAAUGGUGAAUGUAUUAUCUCAAGAUAAUAAAAAUUGUUUGUGGGAAGCUGCUAA
Octopus bimaculoides (California two-spot octopus) is the source of this 4630-nucleotide messenger RNA. RefSeq lists its product as uncharacterized. NCBI's taxonomy places the organism in Eukaryota, Metazoa, Mollusca, Cephalopoda, Octopoda, Octopodidae. Gene Ontology annotation, molecular function: protein binding. The record is from RefSeq and is a predicted model, not a curated record.